AGCACAUGAGCUGCACGUGGUCACAGGGUACAGAUAGUGCAGAUAUUAGUUGGUGUCUGUAGGGCUUUAAAUGUGUAUCAUCAGAGCUUUGUUGUGAUUUAUUUUGAAACGAUGAGUCAGCGCUGACGCCACGGGGAAAUACCGGAGUCAGAACAGAAAGUAUUUCUUGAUCUGCACAUGAGUUUAGCCUCGUUUGUCGUGUUGGUGUCCACUAACAUCCAUUUUGCUCGCUGGUCUCUGAUAAAAUGCUCCCCAAAGUGAUUUCUGUAUUUGGAUUAUUUUCCAGUUUCGUGGUUGCGGGCGAUGCGACUCUCGUGCGUGAUGUUAACACCACCAUCUUUCACUCGGCAGUCCUCGAAUGUAGCAUACAGGAUAGAGCUAUCACGGACUGGAAGAGUCUCCGAUUUUAUUGGCAAGAUGAUAGAAAUGUGGUUUUGUACUCCUAUAAUAACGGAAGAAAGGUGGCGGAGCAUGUAAACGAGCUCUAUCAACACAGAGUCACAGACUUCCCUCAGGACAUAGUCAGAGGGAAUAUCACCAUCGUACUCAAAAACCUGACUCUUGACGAUAAUGGAAGAACGUACUCAUCAUUUGCAGCAGUGCUGGACGACAGCGGGACGACGCGAUACCACCUGGAACACACACAAAUCUGUGAAAUGACUUUGCAUGUAGCUGUGCCGUACCAGGAGCCCAGGCUGGACGUUAAUACAGAGGCUAUGUCUGCAGUGUGCAGUCUGCAAGGAGGAUUUCCUGCCCCUGACAUACAGUGGGUCCUCCUCCAUAACAGCUCCCAUCAGGCAGUGGAGUCCAGGAACGUCAACACUGAAACGAAGCAGAAUGUCCACGAUCACCUGUACAGCUCCCGCAGCAUCCUGCACAUCCCUGCAGGUCGUCACGAGGCCGUGAGCUGUCUCAGCCACAACCCCACCCUGAACAGGACUGUCAAGGUCACCCACUACUUCAACACAGCAGGUGCAGCAGCGAGGAGCUCACCUGCAGCCCUAACUGUAUAUCUGAUAGCAGCUGCUGUGGUUCUUCUAACAGCUGUGCAGUGAGCAAAGCCACCCGAGGUAGAGCGAUGCAGCGUUUCGGUGGUGGAGGGGUGAAACUGUGUGCCAUGGAGACACUUCAGCGUGUUGUAUGUUGCACCUUGUCUGUGCGUGAUAUUGACGGUGCGCACACUCUGAAUCUGGGUUUCAUGGGUCCUGCUGGGUGGCACUAAGCUGGUGCUUAAAACAAAACUUGAAGCUAUAUCUGCUCAGGCUGGAGCAUUAAACCCACCACAGUGUGAAACACAACAGUUACUGGACCAUCAAACGUCAUGCUGGGCGCCUGUUUAACUGAAUGUUAUGUCCACGUGCUGUUAUGUCUUUAGAAGUGUUAUUUAAAAUAAAUCAAAGAGUUAUUUAGAUGAAAAUGAUGCUGUGUGUGUGAAUCUGGCACAUCUACAUGUUGUGGUGAAGUGUUCGUCUUAAUGUGUCUUUUUAAAUAAAACACAAAAGUAAAGACGGGUUCUACUGAAAAAUGCUAAAAAAAAUAUUCCUGCUGCAGCUGCUGAGCUCAUUUCAAACAGUUUGAACUUUAAAUUUUUUACAUCUCAAAUAUAAUCUGAUAUAAUCACACACACACACCUGUGUGUAUUAUUAACCUAAAUCAGAUGAAAUGUGUGCAGCAUGAGGGACAAAUAUUCUGGAAACAUGACUUCCUGUGUCGACCACCAGGCCCGUGUUAAACACAGGUUACAGCGUUACGUGAAAAAACUGUAUAAUACAGCGAGAGACACAAGCAAGCACAGCAAACCAACCAAACAAUUAAUCCUCCUGACAACUUUGCUGGCUUUGCUGCCAGGCGGAGCUACUAUAUCUGUUAAGGAAGAGUUUACCGCAACUCUGGGCAGAGAGGCUCCCAGGAGCAUCUCAGCAGGGCCAAGUUUAUUUAGCCCCGUGUUUGGACUUGUCACUGUUGGCCAUAACACAAACAAAGAUUACUUAUUGAUCCUAAUCACUACAUUUCAGACAGUACUGAUCACACAUGCUCAUACAACAAGUGUCACUGUUGGGUCUGUGCUUCCACAGGCUUCGCUGGUUUAGAAGCUUCUUCCUGUUAACGAAGCAAGACGAACAGCAAUCGAUCGGUUUUACUUGCUAUAGCAAAGGGAGCCGGACGGCAGCAGUCCUCUGCCCUGGUGUCAAACGAGUCCAAAGAAUCUGCUUCCCCUCACACAGUUUACACAAACACCCAUUGUAAAAAACCCUAUGGUGUCAGGCACUAGGUAGGUGUGUGUGUGUGUGUGUGUGUGUGUGUGUGUGU
Molecule: messenger RNA, 2310 nt
Organism: Haplochromis burtoni (Burton's mouthbrooder)
Lineage: Eukaryota; Metazoa; Chordata; Actinopteri; Cichliformes; Cichlidae
Product: butyrophilin-like protein 2
Exons: 5
Coding region: 246-1055 (269 amino acids)
Source: RefSeq, a predicted model, not a curated record